Molecule: messenger RNA, 1012 nt
Organism: Glycine soja
Lineage: Eukaryota; Viridiplantae; Streptophyta; Magnoliopsida; Fabales; Fabaceae
Product: protein SODIUM POTASSIUM ROOT DEFECTIVE 2-like
Exons: 2
Coding region: 132-689 (185 amino acids)
Molecular function (GO): metal ion binding
Source: RefSeq, a predicted model, not a curated record
UCUUGACUCUUGUAUUAACACUAAUUACAAGUUACUCACUUAGCUCUCUCUUCAAACUCUAUUCAUCCACAGCAUAAUCAACAAAUCAUUGUUCUCAUCUCGACUCACAAAUAUAUAUCACAUAGCUAGCAAUGAAAGGAAUGAAUCUGUUCUGCUCUUCCAUUUCUUCCACAGCAGUAACCUCUAGUACUACGGAUCAUCAUUCCACGGUGCGCAGAAGCACCAAAAGGCACGCCGGUAUUCCAAGGAAAAGCCAACUUCGUGUCCCUUGUUCAUCCAGAUUAUUGCCUAUCAAUCCUAAGCCUCAAAACGGCGAUGUUCGCAGAACAGGCUCCAUUCAAGUUAACAACCUAUAUGAUUCAUCGUCAACUAGAUAUCUCCUCGGUGAUUGGGUGUCUGAGUCUGAUAAAAUCCCUUCAAACUCACACAAGACCACCCUGCAGAACCAGGUUGUGGUUUUGAGGGUCUCAUUGCACUGCAAGGCCUGUGCAAGAAAAGUUACAAAACACAUUUCAAAAAUGGAAGGAGUAACAUCAUUCAGUAUAGACAUGGAGGCAAAGAAAGUAACAAUAAUUGGACACGUGACACCAUUAGGGGUUCUGGCAAGUGUGUCCAAGGUGAAGAAUGCACAGCUAUGGCCAUCUUCGACAUCAUCUUUGCCAUCAUUGUCUUCGUCAAUGCCGAUGUAAGUCUAAAUGGUCAACGUGAGUUGACUAAAGUUUAACAUGUAACUUUUUUCUUCCCUGCCCCUUUUUAUCUCUGUUGUUCGGUACACCUAGGCCAUGAACAUGUAAUAGUUUGUAUUGGGUACAAAAUUUGAUGACCUGUCAAGCUUAAUUAUAAUGUUUGUUGUCUAGUUAGAUUGAUGGAUGAAUUGAGUGCAGCUUUUUCUUGGUGUUUAAUUAGUGUUUAUUACUGAUUGGUGAUUGCUCAAGUUGAAUUGUUUUUCAGUAAGUCUUGUGUCUCCACAAUGUUUCUUUAGUUCAUCAUAAAAGACGCACAUUAAUUCUAA